Gloeophyllum trabeum ATCC 11539 is the source of this 402-nucleotide messenger RNA. RefSeq lists its product as uncharacterized. The coding region runs from base 1 to 402 and encodes 133 amino acids. The transcript has a single exon. The record is from RefSeq and is a predicted model, not a curated record. NCBI's taxonomy places the organism in Eukaryota, Fungi, Basidiomycota, Agaricomycetes, Gloeophyllales, Gloeophyllaceae.
AUGGCCGCGACUGCAGCUACCUCCCAAGUCCGCCAGACCCUCAACCCCCUCCGCGUCCGCGGGCACAUCCGGGCACGCGAGAGCAUGCACACCGCCCACUCACCCACCUCAUCCCCCUCGCUCCCACAACAAUCAUCAUCCUCCUCACCUACCGAGUUCUGCACCUCCUACUUCUUCAGCGGGCCGUCAAGGCCCUUCGACGUGUCAGACUCACCCGCGGCGCCAACCCUGAGCGGGGACCCCCCGCGGCACGUGUCGACGACGAACUCGAGCCCGUCGGUGCAGGCAAAGUCGGGGCCUGCUCCGAUAUUGUUCGACGGACCGUCGCGGCCACGGCAUAUAAUCCCCAUUGCACAGCAGUAUCUUGAUGAUAUCAAAACUGCUGGGAGGGGCCCAUUUUAG